Messenger RNA from Populus trichocarpa (black cottonwood), 1971 nucleotides. Its product is annotated as alpha-galactosidase. Gene Ontology annotation, molecular function: hydrolase activity, hydrolyzing O-glycosyl compounds. The coding region runs from base 373 to 1665 and encodes 430 amino acids. NCBI's taxonomy places the organism in Eukaryota, Viridiplantae, Streptophyta, Magnoliopsida, Malpighiales, Salicaceae. The transcript is spliced from 14 exons. The record is from RefSeq and is a predicted model, not a curated record. Gene Ontology annotation, biological process: carbohydrate metabolic process.
UAUAUAGGUUAAAGGCCUUCAGGAACUCUUGGUAUAUAUAUCGCUAUUCAAGACCUGCCAGUUACUUUCAACAUCUUUUUUUUCCCUUCCUGUCCUAAUUCCAUCCUCAAAUCCAUGAAGGGAACUUGCUUUCUUAAUUUCAUGAAAAUGAAAUAGCCGUACGCAGUGGAGCUGAGCUGUGGUAGACCAACGAUCCCUUGUUUGUUCUUUCUAUAAAAUACGACACCACGCAAUUCCAUAUAGCGAUGCCGGCAGUUACAUGUGUGUAUAUAUACAUAUAGAUAUAUCUUCCACCAAGAACCAGCCUGACUCUUCCUCUCUUUCAGAUAUCAUAGAGACUUGACUUCAGCUUCCUACCUGCGCAUAUACAAUAUGGUGGUUUAUCAUCAAUCUAGCAGCCAAUCUAUGCUGGGCAAGCUCGGAUCAGGAGUGGUUGCCUUAUCGAUAUGCUUCUUCUUCUUCUUCUUGCGAUUGGUGUCAAAUGCUGAUGCUGCUGGUCGUCCAAUCAACAUGGGAAAGCAAUAUUCCAAUUCAAGUCAUGAUGAUCGUCAGCUUUCUCGGAUGAGGGGUCUUUCUGCAAAUGGACUCGGUCUUGCACCACCCAUGGGAUGGAAUAGUUGGAACCAUUUUCACUGUAACAUUGAAGAGAAAUUGAUUAGGGAUACAGCGGAUGCAAUGGUUUCAUCUGGCCUUGCUGCUCUAGGAUAUGAACACGUAAAUUUAGACGAUUGCUGGGCUGAACUUAACAGGGACUCUGAGGGAAACUUGGUUCCAAAAGCUUCGACGUUUCCCUCGGGAAUAAAAGCGUUGGCAGAUUAUAUACAUGGAAAAGGGUUGAAGCUUGGAAUUUACUCCGAUGCUGGGAGUCAGACCUGCAGUGGAACAAUGCCUGGAUCAUUAGGCCACGAGGAACAAGAUGCAAAAACGUUUGCUUCCUGGGGAGUGGACUACUUGAAGUAUGAUAACUGUAACAAUGAUGGUACAAGCCCAAAGGAGAGAUAUCCAGUAAUGAGUAAGGCCUUGUUAAAUUCUGGAAGGCCCAUCUUCUUUUCACUGUGUGAAUGGGGGCAGGAAGACCCAGCAACUUGGGCAUCGAAUGUUGGAAAUAGUUGGAGAACAACAGGAGACAUUUCUGAUAACUGGGAUAGCAUGACAUCCCGUGCAGAUCAAAACGAUCAAUGGGCGUCUUAUGCUGCACCUGGAGGUUGGAACGAUCCUGACAUGCUUGAAGUUGGAAAUGGAGGCAUGACAACAGAGGAAUAUCGCUCACAUUUCAGCAUAUGGGCGUUAGCCAAGGCUCCUCUUCUCAUUGGAUGUGAUGUUCGAACAAUGAGUGAUGAAACAAUUGAGAUAUUAAGCAACAGGGAAGUUAUUGCAGUUAAUCAAGAUAAGCUUGGAGUGCAGGGGAAAAAGGUUAAGAAUAAUGGAGAUUUAGAGGUGUGGGCUGGCCCUCUUAGCAAUAAUAAGAUAGCGGUGGUGCUAUGGAAUAGAGGUUCCUCAAGAGCUACAGUUACUGCUUACUGGUCUGACAUAGGCCUUGAUCCAACGACUACUGUCAAUGCUAGAGAUUUAUGGGCGCACUCCAAUCAGCCAUCAGUUAAAGGACAGAUAUCAGCUGAUUUGGAUUCCCACGCUUGUAAAAUGUAUGUCCUGACUCCCCAGUAGCGAUCACAUUGCUGUGAUCGGAAUGCAUGGAAGAGCUGGCCUGGCUAGAAGAAAGGAAGAUAAGAGGAAGAGGAAAAGAGUUGAAUUGUAGCAGCAUUCACUGUAUUAGCUCCUUUGCCUUGCGUGUUUAAAUAAAUAGUUGACCCGUUUCAUGGACUUUUUUGUUGUGUAUCAAUUUCUUUAUUUUACUUCGUUAAAAUUUAUUAGUUUGAUGUUUUUUUAUUAUUACUUUCUAUCAUAAACAAUGAGAUUGUCCUCGAUGCAUCAAAUCAAAUUAAUGCAGAAGAAGUUAUUUGAUUUGGAUUA